This is a messenger RNA of Camellia sinensis, 1603 nucleotides long. RefSeq names its product D111/G-patch domain-containing protein (gene DRT111). The record is from RefSeq and is a predicted model, not a curated record. NCBI's taxonomy places the organism in Eukaryota, Viridiplantae, Streptophyta, Magnoliopsida, Ericales, Theaceae. Gene Ontology annotation, cellular component: precatalytic spliceosome. Gene Ontology annotation, biological process: mRNA cis splicing, via spliceosome. Gene Ontology annotation, molecular function: RNA binding.
CCAAACGGAGACUGAGGAAACUAACAGUAACAGUAGGCACACACAUUUUCUUUCUCGAUUCAUAAAAUUUUACCAGCUUCCAAACACACCUCGAAAAUUUUCUAGGGUUUCACAGAGUCUUCUUCCCCAAAUCGAAUCUCUAACCCUACAAUGCUCGGGGGAUUAUACGGAGAUCUCCCUCCACCUUCCUCCACCGAUGAAGACACCAACAGAACCACCACCAACUCCUCAAACGUCUGGUCCAGCAGCGCCAAGAUGGCUCCGCCAACUCUCCGCAAACCAGCUUUCGCGCCGCCGCAAACGGUUCUCAAAACCCUAAUCAAGCCCAAAUCAUCAAACUUGGCUAGGACGGCGGCGCCGCCGGUGGUGGUGGCGGAGGACGACGGUCGGAGUCCCAAUUUCCAGCCGGCGCUUUGUGGGGUCACGGCGUCGGUGAUCGAGGAGUAUGAUCCGGCGAGGCCGAAUGAUUAUGAGGAUUAUAGGAGAGAGAGGAAGAGGAAGGCAAUGGAGGCGGAGGUGAAGAGGGAGUUGGAUAGGAGGAGGCAAGAGGAGGAAGAGAGGGAUAGGGAGAGAGAGAGGAGAGAGAAAGAGGCGGCGACGGAGAGGGAGAGGGAGAGGGAAAAGGAUUUUGGGGAUUCUUCGAGGUUGAAUAUUUCCGGUGAGGAAGCGUGGAAGAGGAGGGCGGCGAUGAGCGGAGCUAUGCCGCGAUCACCUUCGCCGCCGUCGAGUGGGGACGGGUUUAGUAUUGGGAAAUCGGAGACGGGUGGGUUAGGGAUUGGUUCAGGUGGGCAAAUGAGUGCGGCGCAAAGAAUGAUGGCAAAAAUGGGGUGGAAGGAAGGGCAAGGGCUUGGGAAGCAGGAACAGGGGAUUACGACUCCGUUGAUGGCGAGGAAGACAGAUAAGAGAGCUGGGGUUAUUGUCAAUGCGAGUGAAAAUAAGCCGGAGAAGAAGUUGAAGAGUGUGAAUUUUAAUGGACCGCCUACUCGGGUUUUGUUGCUUAGAAACAUGGUUGGCCCUGGUGAGGUAGAUGAUGAGCUAGAGGAGGAGGUUGGAACAGAAUGCACCAAGUUUGGGACAGUAACUCGGGUCCUCAUAUUUGAGAUAACAGAGCCGAAUUUCCCCUCUGAGGAGGCAGUUAGAAUCUUCGUGCAGUUUGAGAGAUCAGAAGAGACAACCAAAGCACUUAUCGAUCUUGAAGGACGUUUCUUUGGGGGUAGGGUGGUUAAAGCUACUUUCUAUGAUGAAGACAAGUUCAAUAAGAACGAGUUGGCUCCGAUGCCAGGGGAAAUCCCUGGUUUCUAAAUUGCAGUAGUAAGUUUCCGAUGUAAGUGGUAUUUGGAUUUCCAUUGACAAAUGUGAGGAUCUGACAGGUGUAAGUAGGAUUCAAACUUUGAGUAACCUUUUAGUUCUUGAAUAUGGAUGGAGAGUUUGCUCAAAAUCAUGCUUGUAACAUUAGCAAACAAUAGUUGCAUUGAGGACAUUGUUACAAUUAUUGGAAACAACUUUUGGGUGUUGUGAUCAAUUUGUGAGUUUAUCCUAUAGGCUAAGUUUGAAUGACAAAAAUCUUCAGGGGGAAUGAGAAUGUGAUUUUGGGUUCUUAUGA